GGAGCGGCCCAAGAAAUGGCAAAAAGACAAAAAAAAAAAAAAAAAAAAGAUGAGGAGGGAGAUUCCAAGCAGAAUACUUCAGUAGAAGUGGCAGCACAUGUCAGGGUUCCCAGUGUGCAUCCUUCCACCCAGAAGGCUAACAACUGUGACGUGCGUGACCCAUUCUUUAAAGACAUUCUGCAUUUGCAUGAACAUCAGGAAACACAUGCUGAGGAGACUCCCUACACAUGUGUAGCAUGUGGUGUAGGUUGCACACGGCUUUGGUUCAGUGCAAACCUUCACCAACAUCAGAAGGAGCACAGUGGAGAAAAGCCCUUCAGAAGGUACAAGGACAGGGACUUACUUGUGGAGAGCUCAAAGGUCUGCCUGUCAGAGAAGCCGUUCACCUUUGGGUUAUGUGGUAAGGAUGUCUUGGACAGCAAUGACCUCCUCCAGAAGCCCAAAGCUGAUGGCAGUGGGAAGCCACGUAGCAGCACAAAGUGCAAGGAGGCCUUACCACACUGUUCCAAUCAUGGACAGCUCCCAGAAGUCCAUAGCUCACAGAAGCCCUUCAAGUGCAGUGGCUGUGGAAAAGCCUUCCAGAAGGGUUCCAUCUUGCUCAGCCACCUGAGAACUAACUCUGAAGAGAUAGUUAGACACCCAAGAAUUGGAAAUUCCUUAGAGGAGAAAUCAACCCUAGUUAAUGACCAAAAAUUUCACACUGGAGAAACAUCUCAUGUAUGUAAGGAGUGUGGGUAGGCCUUUAGUCACCCAUCUAAACUGAGGAAGCAUCAGAAAUUUUACAGUGGAGUAAAACAGGAGUGCAGCAACUGUGGGAAAACCUUCAGCCACAAACUCAUACUUGUUCAUCACCAUAGAAUUCACACAGGAGAAAGGCCUUACAAGUGCAAUGAACGCGGGAAAGCUUUCAAUAACAGGUCACACCUCACUUGGCAUGAGAAAGUUCACACUGGAGAAAGACCUUUUGAGUGUGGCAAAUGUGGAAGAGCCUUCAGCCAAAGCUCCAAUUUCCUUUGGCACCAGAAAGUUCACAACCAAGUAAGACCUUAUGCAUGCAAUGAAUGCAGUAAAACCUUCAGCCACAGCUCUGCUCUCAUUCAGCACUGGAGAGUUCACACAAGAGAAAGGCCUUAUGAGUGUAAUGCAUGUGGGAAAUUCUUCAGCCAAAACUCCAUUCUCAUUAAACAUCAGAAACUUCACACUGGAGAAAAGCCUUAUAAGUGCACUGAAUGUGGAAAAUUCUUUAGCCACAAGUCCAGCCUCAUUUAUCACUGGAGAAUUCACACUGGGAAAAGGCCUUAUGAGUGCAGUGAAUGUGGGAGAGCCUUCAGCAAUAACUCUCACCUAGUUAGUCACCAGAGAGUUCACACACAAGAAGGGCCUCAUGAGUGCAGCCAAUGUGGAAAAGCCUUCAGUGAAAGAUCCACACUUGUUUGAUACCAGAUAGUUCACACUAGAGAGAGGACUUACGAGUGCAGUAGCUGUGGGGAAAUCUUCAGCUGCCUCUGCAAGCUUGCUCAGCAUAAAAAGAUUCAUACCUGAGUAAAACUUUAUGAAAAUAGUAUUUGCGAGAAAAUCUUCAGCCACGUCAAACUUAAUGCAGCAGCAUAUCCACAGGGAAAUUACCUGGAGUUCCCACUGUGGUGCAACAAGAUCAGUGGCAGUCUCUGAAAUUCUGGGAUGCCAGUUUGGUCCCCAGCCUGGCCUAGUGGAUUAAGGAUACAGUAUUGCCACAGGUCUGGUGUAGGUCACAACUGCAACUCAGAUUGAUCCCUGGCCUGGGAAACACAUGUGCCCCAAGGUGGCCAAAAAAAAAAAAAAAAAAAAAAAAAAGUGUAAUUACUUACAUGUGUUGGUACUGUGGAAGAGCCUUCAGAAGCAACUCUGCCCUUUCUAAACAGCAUAGGAACCUAGCCAUACUGUCUCCCCUCUACAGCAUAAACCUCUUUCCAGCUGACUGGAUCCACAUAUUAGCAUCAGUAAUCUACAUAUACGUGGAGAAAACACCUCCCUGUGCCUCCCUUCUUUCCUGGAGGGAACUGGGAUUGUCCUAGGCUUAUUGGCAUGGCUUCAUUCCCAUUGCCUCUGAGAGGGUUAGGGAGUGAAGUGACCCCAGGUUGGUUGAGAGACCUGGAGGGAUAUCCAAUUUGGUCUUUGGAAGAUGCACAUUCCUCAUGGAUGUAGUUAAGUCUGCAUAUAAUCCCAGGGAUGUGUCCAAUGAGCCCAUGAAUCAUCCACUCCUGGAACCACCCACCUUGGUCUGCCUUUUACUGUGUAAUAAUAAAGACUAGUGGCCAAAUCACCUUUAAUUCUGCAAGUUGUGAUGGGUCUGGUUGAGAACAGAACUGGGUAGCGUGCAGGAUGGCUGGCAGGGGGCACCCAACAGCAUAUGCCUUGGAUAAUGGAGAGUAGGAAUGGAAAGAGUUGCUCACUGUCCUCUUGUGUCCUACUUUGAACUGCUGUCUGAAAGACCUGGAGAAACCGAAGGAAGGGCGAACACAGUUACCUGAGAACCCAGGACUCUCCCAGAGGAAGAAUGAUGUUAGUCUUCAACACAAGAAUGGUCUGUGGAAUCAGCAUUUCCAGGGGAAAGUAAGGGUUUCCCUUUUGUACUUUGCUGGUUGUGUUCUUUGAUGUGCAAAAGCUUUAAAUUCUGAUGAAGUCU
Messenger RNA from Sus scrofa (pig), 2665 nucleotides. RefSeq lists its product as uncharacterized. Lineage: Eukaryota; Metazoa; Chordata; Mammalia; Artiodactyla; Suidae. The record is from RefSeq and is a predicted model, not a curated record. Gene Ontology annotation, cellular component: nucleus. Gene Ontology annotation, molecular function: DNA-binding transcription activator activity, RNA polymerase II-specific; RNA polymerase II cis-regulatory region sequence-specific DNA binding. Gene Ontology annotation, biological process: regulation of transcription by RNA polymerase II.